Messenger RNA from Haplochromis burtoni (Burton's mouthbrooder), 5346 nucleotides. RefSeq names its product transmembrane protein 198b (gene tmem198ab). The record is from RefSeq and is a predicted model, not a curated record. Gene Ontology annotation, cellular component: plasma membrane; cytoplasmic vesicle. NCBI's taxonomy places the organism in Eukaryota, Metazoa, Chordata, Actinopteri, Cichliformes, Cichlidae. Bases 1729 to 2823 code for a protein of 364 amino acids. The transcript is spliced from 5 exons. Gene Ontology annotation, biological process: positive regulation of canonical Wnt signaling pathway.
AGUAAUAGUGCUCCACUGUGUUGUGUGUGUUUGUUUGUUUUUUAAAUUCAGGUAUGUUUUUGUUUAUGCCGCUGGUAUUUGAGUGUGUUUAUAAACUCAAAACAAAACAAGAUGUCUCUAUCCAAACAUCAGUUUUGGCUCUUUAAGCCAUUGUUAAAGAAUGCAAAGAGAAGGCAUGACUGUACAUGCACGAGGAAAAUCAGGGACACCUACACGGUGUUGCGUGAGUCCUGUGAGGUUUCCCAGUUUGAACGAUGCACUGAUGUGAUAUUAAAGAGAUUACACACGACAGUCUGAUUUUUAUUUAAGGAGACAGGAGGACAAAGUCUCUUUUCUAAGGACAGAUAAGUGAGAUUUGAGAUGAGAGUUUUUCCAGAGCAAUUUUAUCUUUUUUUUUUUACGAGUGACAGUACGCACAAUCAAAUAUCACAAGUAACUGAAUCUGACAUAUAAUAAGAGAGAAACUUUCAUAACAUAUUGAACAAUUACCUACACUCUUUGGCCCCUUUAGUAGGUACACCUUGCUAGUACAGGUUGGACCACCUUUUUCCUUGAAAGAUGUGAUGGGAACAUUCCAGUUUGAGAUGAUCUGAGUUUUAUGACAUGUGGGUGAGAUUUUUCUGUGUAGUUUAGAUAAAGCUACAAAGACACACACAGACACAAAUGGGGGGGGGGGUUAUGAUCAUGUGGUCAAUGUUCUGGCCAACCGAUGACAGACCAAGUGUUACUGAAGGUCGUUGGGGUUUAUUUCUGAUUAAAUGUGGGAGGAGAAAUCUCAGCAGGUACAUAAGACUGGAGGCAGAAAUCAGUCAGUAAAAUACUCCUAUAAUUAGUGACAGGUGUAAAUAUGACCUCUCGGCCUUUAAACGCUGCUGCUGUACUUCUGUGACUUCUUCACUCUUGUUGUCAAAUGCUAAAAGUUCCUUCUGGUUCUGUUUAACUGGUAUUUAGAAGAUCCUUCUAUUUAGGGGACCCCAUGACUUGUAAUUCCAUUUGAAAUACUCGGGGAGUGUGCUCCAAGGCCUUUACCAGCAGGUAGUGCCUGUAGCCUUCGAUAUCAGAGCAAUACUGAAUUAAUAUUAAAUAAACAGUAUAAAAGGAAGCUUCAUCCUGUGGUUGCAUUUAAGAGCUCAGCCUCUAGGAGCCGCUGCUAGAAUUUAAAUGUCCCUCCUUCAUAAUCAGUAAAGCCGUGCAGGCUCUGACAAGUGAGCCCUCGUCAUUUAUUUUUUAUUUUUUAUUUUUUGCAGAGGCCAUCCUCUACCCGCUUAAUGCGAGCGGCUCAGUAUCCUCCAACUAUCCAUCCAGCCGGCCAUCCAACCAGCCCACAACCCGGAUCAUCCAGCAGCUCUUUUUGUUUGCUCACACACAGCUCUGCUUUAUAUCCGGCAUGUAACGGUUAUUUUACUAAUCGAUUGCUGUAAGACUUUCUCCCCGAUGGAUGACUAGUCCGAGCGGCCGGGGAUCCACCGCCCUGCAGGCUGCCGGGGAACACUGAGCACGCCGUCCGGGGUCAAAACGGUGGAAAUGGUCGGUGUUUCGGGCUCGGGAGGCUCCUUUGGCCGUGAUGCGAACGCGGACGAGGCGCGUCAACCUGUCGGGGAUGAUGGUAAAACCAUGGACCUGGACAGUGCUCCAUAACCUCGCUUGCCCCUCACCUCCCUCCUGAUCACCUUUUCUCCUCCUCCAUUUGUCCUCCUUCCCCUUCCUUUUCUCUACUACCUGUUCACGAUGACAACCACACUGGAGACGAUGCUGGCACAGCCUGACCUGGAGCUGGGCCCUGAUCGGAUGGACGGCUGCGAGGCCGCUCGUGGGCAUUACAAAGUGGUUCCCUCCGUUGUCUGCUCGAUGUGUUGUCUCUUUGGCAUCAUUUACUGUUUCUUUGGAUAUCGCUGCUUCAAGGCGGUUAUGUUCCUUACGGGCCUGAUGUUCGGCUCCGUCGUUAUCUUUAUGCUCUGCUACAAGGAGCGCGUGCUGGACACCCAGCUGAGCGUGGAGGCCUCAGUGGGCAUUGGCCUGGGCAUCGGGACGCUCUGCGGCCUGGUCACCAUGCUGGUUCGGAGCGUGGGCCUCUUCAUGGUGGGCCUGCUGCUUGGCCUGCUGGUGGCCGUGGCUACCCUGGUCGGCAUGGAGGAGCUUUCUGACAGCCCGCCGCGCUCUGUCUGGGUGCCUCUGGGCGUGCUGCUUGGCCUGGGCAUGCUGUUUGCUGUGCUCACCCUGCAGUGGCAGCGUCUGUUUACAACGCUGUCUACAGCGGUGUUCGGGGCAGCUGUCAUCACGGUGGCUUUGGACUACUUCGUGGAGCUCUUUGCCCUUGUGCUGUACAUGUAUGAACGGAUUAAAGCAGAGUCUGGAAAGCCUGUGUGCUGGAUGACAUGGGUGGUCCUCGGAGUGUGGCCUGCCCUCACCCUGCUGGGUGUCGUGGUCCAGUGGAAGGUGACCGCUGAAGGAUACUCCCAUACCAAGGUAAUCAUCAGCCGCCAGCAGCGGAGGAUGCAGGUGAUGCGCAUUCGCCAGCGGGAUGACCGCUACCGCAACAAGAAGAAGAAGAAGCAGCAACAUGGCUCCUCUUCACACCAUCAACACCAAUCCAAACAACUGCACACGGAGCCCGCCUACCGCCGCAAACCCAACCCUAUCCGCCGCUACGAUACCGACGUCCUCUCUCCUAGCUACAUCCAGAGUUUUAGAGAUCGGCAGGUACAGGCACAGCCCUUUCCAGGCCGGCUAGUCGGGGGCUCCCAUGCCGUAGUGGAGAUGGGCUAUGACUGUGGAUCCACAACGCCACUCACUGGAGCAGCAGGACCUUCGCUACGGGUCUAACCACUCCAGAACCUCCCAGAUGCCUGAACAUACCACUUACCCAGAGAGAUGUACGUCUCUAUAAUCACACCUGUGCUAGAACAAACCAUUACACACCUAAGAGGAUGGAAAAAAUAUGUAGGGCUGGAUUUACCUGAAAUGCAAACACAUUUGACUGUUUCCCUAAAUAAAUUUUGGAUUAUAAACCUCUUGCUGGAGCCACCAGUGUGGUGCCGAGGUUAGCUGACCUCUUUUCAUCGUCCAAACGCACAAAUGCAUGCAUGUACUUAACAUCACAAAAACCGCAGCUACAAUUUUAAAGAUUGAUGUGGAAGCCCAAAACAACCUGCUGGACUCAUCCCCAACCUGUCUGCCACCAUCUCAACUCAAACCAGGGAUUGGAGCUUCAGUGCAAACCCUCCUCAGGUUCUAACAAAAAUAAUGAAGAUUCGUUGUUAAUAGUUUCUACCACUGAUGUUACAGAAGCAAGUGGAAGUCGAAUUAAAGGUCCAGUCAACAUUGUCUUUAAGGGGAGGUAAUGACCCUUCACAGCAAACUGAGAUCCUCUAUUUGCUCUCUGUGCCAUCCGGACUACAUACAUCCUCUUUGAAAUGAGGAAAGAUUUCAUAACUGUCACAUUUAAAGAGGGGAAAACCCUUUGCCACCCUUGGUGCUGGACGACACACUACUUCAAGCGGCCAACUGCUCUGAAGGCCAGGGAAUCUGUUUAAACGGGUGCCUUGCCCCUCCUUGGACUGUAAAGUUCAGCAUCAGGAGAGCGGUUACUGGCAGAUAUCCCACCAGUGGCUUCUUCUUGCAUUAAAAGUGAAAAAAAAAAUUCAGUGAGGGGUGGUAGCCAGGGAGCUACAAAAAGCAGGGUUAAAAGACUUUUUAGAGGUGAGCUUGUUGUUUUCACAGACGUGUGGAUAAAUGAGGUUUUAUUUACACUGGCACCUCAAAAGAUCUGAUUUUGCGGAUUCUCAGUGCUGGAAAAUAUAAAUCUUGCUCAUUUUGUGUCCUGAACUUAUUCUCUAAGAGAUCAGUUUCACGUGUAAAACAGAUUUCUUUUUCACUCUACCAUUUACCUUUGUGUAGAACUUGGCAGAGGAUGGUCAAUGACAGAAUAGCUGAAUUUUUUUUUGUUAUGCCAUAAAAGUGAACAUAAAUUAAAUUUCAUUUGUUAGAUAGCUCAUUUACCAUAAUUGAAACAGGAUCAAGAAAACUAAUGUUAUCAGAUAAAAUAAUCAUUUAUUUUUAUUUAAUAGCUGUAUGAUAAUGGAGGUAACAUAACUGAAGAGUGGCAGAAAUUAGUGCCAAUGUUACAUUUUUAGUUUCUUAAAUAUGAAUAAUUUAAAAAGAAUUUGUUUAUUCCAGUUCUCACAUAGCUGUAGUCAUUAUUUACUGAUACAAUAGUGUUAAGAAAGUAAAAGCUCGAUUACAAAUAACGACACUAAUAAAAACAUGGCGGGAAUUAUCAUUGAUGUUAGCAUGAUAGGCUAACUAAUGUCAACUUUUUAAGUAAAAACUAGUUAGCCUGCUUUACUAUGGAAGGAAAUUAGCCUAGCUUGCUAGCAUUGACUUUUUGAUUCAAAUAACAGUUUAUCUGCCCUGUAACCAACUUUUGAAAAGAGAACAGAUAAAGAUUUAAUAAGUAAAUUUGAGGGUUUUUUGUUUUCUAAUGUUCCUUUAACAUUUACAUAAUAUUUCAGGGUUAUUAUAGCUGUUUGGGUUUUUUUUUCAUUUAACCUAAUUUAACCUGAGCUGAUUGAGAGAUUGUGUUUCAGGUAUUGGUUAUUUUCCAGUAUAAUAAAUUAAAAGGUUUUCUCAGUGAUGGUUUAGGUAUCUGUCAAACAAAAUCUCAGAAAUGUGCCUGUUUGCACCUUAGACAGACCCAGCUGAGGUGCUAGUGUAAACAAAGCUCACAGGUCUGAGUGACAAAAUGGACUAAUGGCCAUAGAAACUUGUAUUUAGAGCAACUCUUUCCAUCAUGUGCAUUGACCUUCUUUAUUUGGGAAAGCAUAACAUUUUUGUCACCAGUGAAAAUGUGAAUACUUUGUUAUUGUUGCUGCCUUUUUAAAGGAAAAGCAGACACGUGAGUGCGAAGGGGGGGUGUUUCUAUUUCUCACCUGACAUGCAUGAUCUCACCCCUCCGUCCACCCAAUCCUGUGUGGCACUGAACACCCUGCACCCUUUCAUGUACAUCGAUGUGAAAUUUGUACAUAAAAAAACACAACACUUACUACCUUUUUUGGGUGGGAGUGGGAUUUUUUUCCCCUUUUUUUACCAUUUGAUUGUUAUAUUUAAACACUUUCUUUUCUUAAAAGUCACAUUUAGUGGUUUCUUUCGAGUGGGAUGUAUUUAUUUGUUUUAUUUAAUUAUUUUCUGUAAGGAGAGUGCAAUCAUCACUGUAGGCCAGUAACUCCAUGCUUUUAUUAAACUGAAUUAUGACUAUGAUCAUUAAAGCAUGUGUUCCAAUGGGCCUGUGUACAAUAAAAUGUAAAAUGAUUGGUCUUUUAAAGCAAUGCCAUGUAGGCACGAAACAUA